AAUCUUGUUGUAAUAAUGUUUAACAUUUUUCUUAUUUCUCUUUCACAGUUAAACCCUCACGUGAACGACUUCCAGCGCCGGUAUGUCAGUGAAGUACGGCGCUGUAGUGAGAUGGAGCGCAAGUUACGCUGGGUGGCUGGCGAGCUCCCUGAGCCACCGCCUCCUCCGAAACCUGAACGCUGUAGUUUGAGCCCUCGAGAGAUCAACAUAUUGGAGGAAAGAAUCGACUUCAUAGAAUCAGAGAUACAGGAGAUAACAAGAAACGCAAGGAACUUGAAGAGUGACUAUUUAGCUCUAAUAGAACUGAGGACUUUGAUAGAGAAGAUGCAAACCUUCUUUCAAGACCAUAGUGCACAACGGAAGAUAUCUGCGUCUGUACAAAUAUACAAUAAUGACGCAGUGUUAGGACAUCUUGGGUUCAUAGCUGGAGUGGUGACCACGGCAAGGAUACCGGCCUUUGAAAAGAUGCUCUGGAGAAUAUCGCAUGGAAACAUCUUCUUCAAACAGGCGCAGAUUGAUGAACCUUUGAAGGAUCCUAUUACGGGUCACGCGCUUCAGAAGACAGUGUUCGUGGUCUUCUUCCACGGGGAGCAGAUCAAGCUUCGUGUGAAAAAGGUCUGCCAUGGCUUCAAGGCCACUCUGUACCCAUGCCCCGCAACAUACAAGGAUCAACUGGACAUGUUAGCUGGAGUUGGGACCCGGAUCAAGGAUUUGGAAAUGGUCUUGGAGCAAACUGAGAACCAUCGUCGACUGGUUCUUACGAAUAUUGCUCGUGACAUCAGCACCUGGAUGGUGGCUGUCCGUAAGGAGAAAGCCAUCUACCACACCUUGAACAUGUUCAGCAUGGACAUCGUUAAGAAGUGCCUUAUUGCUGAGUGUUGGGUACCGAGGAGAGACCUCACUGCUGUGCAGAAGGCGUUGGAGAAUGGAGUGAAAGCAAGUGGAAGUCCGAUCCCAUCGAUCUUGCACUACGUACCUACUAAUGAGACACCACCGACAUUCAAUAGGACGAAUAAGUUCACACGAGGUUUCCAGAACCUCAUUGAUUCCUAUGGAAUCGCCAGCUACAGAGAAGUUAAUCCAGCUUUAUACACAAUCAUAACAUUCCCGUUCCUCUUCGCUGUGAUGUUCGGGGACGUCGGCCACGGGAUCAUUAUGACAGCCUUCGCAGCCAUCCUAGUCAUUUACGAGAAGAAAUUCUUAAAAACGAAGACAGACAACGAAAUAUGGAACAUUUUCUUUGGAGGACGAUAUAUUAUACUACUAAUGGGAAUAUUUUCUAUAUACACCGGCUUGAUAUACAAUGACAUGUUUUCGAAAUCUCUGAACAUAUUUGGGUCUAGUUGGCGGAAUGUGUACGAAGAUGGAGUUCUCCGCAAUCAUACUAUGUUAGAGUUAGAUCCGAAGACAGCUUAUACACAGACUCCUUAUCCAUUUGGUUUGGACCCAGCGUGGCAGUUCGCCUCCAACAACAUAAUAUUCCUAAACUCAUUCAAGAUGAAACUGUCCAUAAUAUUCGGUGUGAUCCAUAUGGCGUUCGGUGUAACUAUGAGUGUGGUAAACUUCAACUUCUUCAGGAAGCCCGAGAUGAUAUUCUUGCAGUACAUACCGCAGAUACUGUUCCUACUGCUUUUGUUUUGGUAUCUUUGUUUGCUGAUGUUUAUGAAGUGGAUCAUGUAUUCGGCUGUUGCGGAAGAUCCAGCACUAGGCACAUCGUGUGCCCCUUCGGUCCUAAUCAUCUUCAUCAAUAUGAUGCUUAUGAAAAGUUCUGAAGACAAGCCACCGUGCCGUGCAAUGAUGUAUGCUGGACAAAAUGAGGUGCAAAGGACGUUCUUAGCGAUUGCCUUCCUGUGUAUACCCGUCAUGCUCUUCGGAAAGCCAGUUUACAAAGCGUUUUUGGCUAAGAAACGAAAGCAAUACCAGCAAGGUGUUGAAACAGGUGAAGACGUCGCAGAGAAGGAGGGACACGAUGGUGGAAUAGCUGAGGAGCUGAUCACUCAAUGUAUCCAUACCAUUGAGUAUGUGCUGGGCGCUGUGUCCCAUACCGCAUCCUACUUGCGACUGUGGGCACUCUCACUCGCUCAUGCACAGCUCUCAGCUGUACUUUGGCAGCGUGUCCUGAUAAUGGGCAUGGGUCCGCCUGGCGUGACCUCCAUAAAACUUUACAUCAUAUUCGCCGUGUGGGCCUUCUUCACACUGGCCAUCCUGGUGCUCAUGGAGGGUCUGUCUGCCUUCCUGCAUACACUGCGGUUACAUUGGGUGGAAUUCAUGAGCAAGUUCUACGACGGUCAAGGGUAUGCCUUCACGCCGUUCUGCUUCACUGAUAUCCUGGAGAACGAAGAAGAUGAUCAUAAACCAGCCACAGAGACCAAUGGAGGCCCACCCGAGUGACCACAAGACUAAUUAGUAUAAGUAGCCAAAGAUAGCACCUAGCAAGGUGUGCGGCUAUGCUGGUGAUGUUGAAACUAGGUAUUAUGUCAGUCGCGUAACUAUAAACUAUAGUGCACUGCAAUAAUGACGAUAUUCUUCUACAAAAAGUGCCUUCCAUAUUUCUCAAUGGUACAUAAACAGUUAUUAUUUUCCACAGACCGACCCGAAACUAUAUCUACGACGGAAUGGUUCCCAAUUUGCUUUAGAUAUGUUUUUUUUAAAUUAGCUGUAGAAUCAAAAUGACUUAUGACCAGUAUCAUGUAGGUAUUAUGAUUGGUGAAAUUGGUAUUCACUAGAAGUGUUUAAUAUUAAUAAUGAUAAAUUAUGUGAAGGUAAAAUGAAUUGUUUAAUAGUAAAGAUAAGAACGAUAUUCCAUUAUAGAUGGACAUCCACCGCAUAAACUUUCAACAUAAUUUCAAAUAAUUAAACUGUCUCAUCAAUUAUUGUACACAAUUUUUCGCAUCGGAUAAUUUAAUGAAAUAGGUAAAGAAUUUACCUAAGUGCCUUAAUAACUAUUAGAGAUCUAACAAAGUUGGAGAGGACUUUUCCUUCAGCGCGACUGACAUCUAUUUUCAGCUAUUAAAAUAAAUUCGCAAAUAUCAUUUUACGUACAAACGAAAUUUUAGAUUACAUAGACAUUAGAAUUUUGUAGUCUUUCUGAAUUUGCUGCUAGAUUUUUCAGAAUUGUAAGUAGAGUAAGUAAUGAAAAUUAUAUGACAGUAUGAAAUGGACACGACAUAGCAAGUAUUUGAAGAUAAAGAUAGAAAGUCUUAAAACCGGAGAUCCAUUGAAACCAAACCGAUUUUAACUUUUUAAUUAACGAUUAUGAUAAACCCUCAACAUUUGUUCAUACAAAAGUAGUUAAUACUUCAGAUGUUUAUACAUCGGAAAUAUGGUCCUCUAUACUGGGUGCAGAGCGGUCAUCGGUGUCUGCUUGGGGACUCCGCUGAAAGAAACUAAGUAUUAUAUUUUUAUAACUCUGGUGAACUCUAACAAAUAUUCUUGCAAUUAAAAAAUAACUGCAAUUCUCUCUUCUUAUUAUAUUUUUGAACUUUCAUUACAAUCUGUAUCGGGUCAUGCAUCUAGCACUGAUACUGAUAUGAUAUAUAACGAUACCAAAUGAAAACUGUUAUCGAAUGAAGUUCGUUUCUAUGGAACUCUGUUUUACGUUACGUUACAUACUUUUUAGGAAUUGAUAUCGAAAAUCUUCGAAAUAUUUGUCUUCAAAUACAUAAGUGUUAUCGUACAGGUGAAUGAACCGCAUGUCCGAAAAUCAUUUUCGGAGUCUUUUAGUACAAAUUCGGAUCAAAAGACAUCGACUAAUGAAUUAUGACGUCAUGUGACAAAAUGGCGGGAUAGUAUGACAUUAUAAUUAUUGUGAUAGUAUUCACAUUAUAAUACAAAUCACAAUUAAUAUUUAAAUUUAGAUUAAGCGAAAUGAUAUAUUUUUGUUUGUUUAAAAUAUUGUUUUACAUGCUCUCACUGCCAGCUACAAAUAGAGACGGCCGCAACAUUUAUCGAUAGUUCAGAAUAAAAUAUAGUUCAAGGUAAAAUAACAUCGCUGGUUGAGAAAUGUUGUUCUAAAUUAAAACUGUCACGUCGAUCCACACUGUGAGCGCGUGUAAACAAUUAUUGUUGUAAUACUAUUUUUAGCCAAAGAUACGUUUUCUUUUAAAAUAUAUCGCAUGUUUGUGAAGCAAUCGUUUCUCAUGUAAAUAUUAUUCUAGUGCCUUCUAAACUAGCGAACUAUUAAGUAUUCACUCUUUCUAAUUAAAUAAGGAAUGUUCCAUCUUUGUAAUAUUUAGUAAAAUCGCAUGUAUAGUGAUAUGAUUUUUAGUCGAGAUGUUUAACUACCUGAUUAAUUAAUUAGUCGAUUACAAAAUGCAACGAAUGCUAAUCGAUUAUCGAUUACCCAGUUGGCUAGUUGCUACAUCUCUUGUUAGUCACUUUGUUCAUAUUACUGAAAGAAACUAAUAUUAUUUUUAUUAUAUUUUAAAUAAUGAAUAUUAAACAUUUUGCCAUUGUUUUAGACUCAGGCUGUUGAAUGUGAAACCAAAUUAUUUAUUUUAUUGAUCAUGUUGUAGUUGGAAAUUAUAUUUUUCUUGUUAGUUAUUUUUUAUUUUGUUACUAAUUUAAUGGACCAAUUUGUGGCCUUAAUAAUUUAUGAGACAUAUCAAUAAAUGUGUGAAAUCAAACUAUACUGUAUCAAAUUUCGUAUAAGAGCUUUAUUAAAAUUCAUAUCUACACGUUAUCCAACGGCACGGUACAGCUACAUUUUACACUGAAAUAUUAACGCAGACAGACAGACAAAUUAUCAACUACACUAUUUUAUGCCAUUCCUCAAUAAACAGAUUUUGACCAUUA
Molecule: messenger RNA, 4794 nt
Organism: Spodoptera litura
Lineage: Eukaryota; Metazoa; Arthropoda; Insecta; Lepidoptera; Noctuidae
Product: V-type proton ATPase 116 kDa subunit a 1
Biological process (GO): proton transmembrane transport; vacuolar acidification
Cellular component (GO): vacuolar proton-transporting V-type ATPase complex; plasma membrane; vacuolar proton-transporting V-type ATPase, V0 domain
Molecular function (GO): ATPase binding; proton-transporting ATPase activity, rotational mechanism
Source: RefSeq, a predicted model, not a curated record